AUGGACCAAAGUCAAAUCAGCUCCCGGGUGAGUGCAAACGGUGAAAGUUACAAGGAUGACACAAGUCUGGCGUCUGCGACCACGUCAAGCUCGUUUACGCGACAGGAAGGGGGGAGAUCGUAUAACAUCCUUAACGAAACUUACUUUCUACCCACUGACGACGAUGAGUUUGAACAAGCAGCAUUUAGCAAUCACGUUGGCAUGUCUGGACUGUAUCCAGCGCCGGAUAUUGUCCAGGAACUCCUCGCACCAAGAGAAGGCGUGCAACAGCGGAUACUGGAUGUUGGAUGUGGCACAGGUGCAUGGGCAAUCUCUAUGGCAAAGGAAUUCCCGCAUGCUCAUGUGGUCGGCAUUGAUCUUGCACCAGUCCCCAUCUCCGACACUCUCCCAUCCAAUGUUACUUUUGAGCUCGACGACGUCAACAAGGGUCUCACUCACCUCUACGACACAUUUCACCUCGUCCAUGUUCGUUUUGUUGCCACCGGGCUCAGAGAUUUUAGCAAAUGCAAGGCCGAGAUCGAGCGAUGUUUAAAACCUGGUGGCUUGGCCAUCUGGAUCGAUGCCGACUAUGAUAUGCUGAGUAGAGAUAAGGACAUAUAUCGUCCACCGGCGAUCGAGGGCUCGGUUGAAGAUGGAUCUUGGGUGGCCAGAAUGUUCUUCGAGACCCGGAGAAUUGCGGUUCAGCUCGGAGGCAGCAGCUUAUUCGCCGUUACGGAAUCACUCAGUCGCGGCUUAUGGGACGACGAACUACUAGAUCCGAAUACGUGCGCACGGGCCGACCUCUUUCUUCCAAUCGGUCCAUGGGUAACAGAUAAAGAUCCUGUACAAAGUCAACGGCUAAGCCACAUUGGAUCGCUCAUGCGUCAAGACUUUAUGAGUGGUUAUCGUGCAUUCCACCCGGCACUCCAACGUGUUGGCAUCCCUCCCGAAACAUGUGAACAAUGGUCCAAUCGUGCAGACGAAGAGCUCAACACGAUGAAGGAUCCAAUAUUCGUGCGGAUUGCAUGCGCAUGGGGACGGAGGCGCACGUCACUAAAUGGUCCAGCGCCACCACUACCUUCGUCAAACGCAGACUCUACAUCAUCAAGACUAGACGCCGCUCCACCGAGUUCGUCAUCUCAUUCAACCGCCUCACCAGUUCUUCCUCCUUAUCCAUACAUGGAGAUACAUACGACGAAGUCAGCUGCACUCGAGGCGUAUGAGAGACGGAAUCGGAGUAAGACGUUUGCAGUACCGCCUCUCCCUCCAGGACUUCAACUAUAA
Molecule: messenger RNA, 1263 nt
Organism: Serendipita indica DSM 11827
Lineage: Eukaryota; Fungi; Basidiomycota; Agaricomycetes; Sebacinales; Serendipitaceae
Source: the annotation of a GenBank genome assembly